Messenger RNA from Exaiptasia diaphana, 1449 nucleotides. RefSeq lists its product as uncharacterized. NCBI's taxonomy places the organism in Eukaryota, Metazoa, Cnidaria, Anthozoa, Actiniaria, Aiptasiidae. The record is from RefSeq and is a predicted model, not a curated record. Bases 52 to 678 code for a protein of 208 amino acids. The transcript is spliced from 6 exons.
CAAAGAUCAAGGAAACAAGGUUUACAGAAGUUACGGGUUACAUUUCAUGAAAUGAAGGUCGAACUUUCGCUUUAUUUUACUAUUAUAAUACUGGUUUGUCAGCAAGCACUUAUAAAAGGCGCAUUCCAAAACUGUAAACCGUACAAGAUCAUUCAUGAGGACGAUUAUGACAAGGAUCCAAGUACCGUAUCAGACAGUAGUAAACACCCUAAUGGCUUCUACUGGGGCAAUGCAAAGUAUCCGGCCACAUCAACAAACUUGAAUAACGUAUGUGUGUUCAUUACUAAUGUUACAGACCGAGCAGUCGGAGUUAUGGUGCAGCCACUAAUAAUUGGAAAGAAAAUAUGUGUCAAAGAUGAUGGAGGAAGCUCAGAAUGUGGGGAAACCAUUAGUAAAUGUUUUGAAGCAAACUCUGAUACAGCAAAGUAUGAAUUCUAUUGCGAUCCUGGCAAAGGUUGCGAUACUGAUGUACAAUUUUGGUACAGGCUUAGACCAAGUGAAGGAGAUAAGGAUGACUGGUGCACACUGAUACGUGAUGGUAAUGACUUCCCUAACAGCCUGUUUCUUGUGCCAACUAAAGAGACUCCAAAUAAAAUAAGCCCAACCAGUGGUGGUUCUACUCUUAAUUCUCUCAGUAUUGGACUUAUUAUUAGUAUUGGACUUAUUAUGCAGUUCUAAUGUCACAGAUUUUUUAAGUUWAGUUUUCUACAAGAUGUACUUUAUAUUUUUCUAUCGCGCAGAGAACUUUGCACAGAAAUGGCUUUCUGAUAUUAUUAUGGCUUAUCUGAAUGGCUCUUAGAUAUAUAAUAAUAUGUUUAAUAUGAUUUAAAUUGAAAAUAAAAGGUUAUUGUUAUGAUAAUUCCAAUACUCUGACAAAUUUAUGCAUAGUACAAUUGUUAACAAUACAAAACUUUUAAAAACAAUAGAAUAAAUACAAUACUAUAUGCAUAAAUUUGCCACUAACAAGAAAAAGAUGUUGGACAGAUGUUGAGCAUCUUGCAAUGGAAAACAAKGGGGUUCAAAAGUUGUAUUAGAGCAAUUUCCAUGUUGCAAUUAUAUUUUUGGUGAUGUCAUCACAAUAACAUUAUUAAACUACACUUAAUUAUUCCCAAGAACACCAGUCAAUGUUGCCCUUUGGUGGAAAGUGCAUACAUUUAACUUCAUCUCAGGCAACAUUGAAAGUAAAGGGUGUGGUAAAGACAAAUAUACAAAAGUAAUUUGGGUUUAGGGGUGGUAGUAUGGGAGUAUGUAGGACAGCCAUAGUAAAAUAGAAAGGACUGCAGAGURUAGUGUGAAAAAAUGAACCAAUGAAAAAAAAAAUAAAUGAUUAUGUAAUUAUACGAAUUAAUAGCAUGCUUACUUUUACUCACUGAAAUAAGCUUAGCUUAAUAUUGAAAUGCUUAUAAAAAUUAUUGUACAUUUUACAUGUAAUACCAAUAAAAUUUAAAA